AUUUUUUUUCUAUAAGUCAUACUUCAAAUCACCAAUAACAAAUAGCAAAUAUGGUUUUUCAAGAUUGAAAUGCCAAAUUUAGUUCUAUGAAGCAAAAAGAAAAAAAUUUUACUCAUCUAAAGUCAUGCCACGCUUGGUAGAAUAUAUUAUUGCUGUUGGGAUUAAAAGGCCAAAAGUAGAUUCAACUGAGUCACCAGAAUUGAUCAAGCGCUAUCCAAGGGAAGAUCACAAGGACUUCCCAUUACAUCCUGAUAUUGUUUUUUUUUGCCAGCCUGAAGGGUGCAGUACAUCAUCAAAAAAGAUAAGUUUACAUCAGAUAAAUACUUUUGUAUUUACACUAACAGAUAAAGAAACAAGUAUAACCAGAUUUGGUAUUUGCUGUAAUUUUUUUAGACCUUGUUUGGGUGUACCACAGAAUAAUAAAAAACAGGUAGAAUCACUUUCACUUGAAGGAGAUUUAACAGAAAAGAAAGAUUUUGUCAAUGAAGUUGACAAGAAAAGACAUUCAUUGAAUUCUUUGAAUAAAAAAUCAAGUUUAGCUUCAAAUUUAGUUUUAUGUUACUCACUUACAAGUGUUUGUAUAAUUUCCAGUUUUCCUUUCUUUUCAACUUUUCGCGAGUGCUUAUAUGUAUUAAGAAAACUAGUUGAGUCUCGUAAUAAUAACAAAAAAGAGAUAUUCGAUAAAUCUUCUAAUGAUUUAGUUGAUGAUAUAAACCAAAAUAUAAAUCAGUUAACAUUAAUUCAAUGUCGUAACUGGUCAUUGUUAUUUAAUAACCAAGAUUAUUUGAAUUCCCAAUCAAUUAACACUGAUAUACUGGAUGUUGAUUACUGGAUAAGAAAUUUGUUGAAAAUACCUUUGCCUGUAUCUGGUUUAAACAGAGUAGAAGUAGAGCUGUUGCCACGACAUAUUCAACCACCUUUAACAUUUGCUUUACCUGAAAGUAGCCGCUUUUCUUUUUCUGAUUAUCCAGUACAUUUACCAUUAGAACUCCUCGGCGUUGAAACAUGUUUAAAAAUUUUAACUUGUAUUAUGUUGGAACAUAAGGUUGUAUUACAAUCUCGUGAUUAUAAUGCGUUGUCAAUAAGUGUCAUGUCUUUGACAACAAUGUUGUAUCCUUUAGAGUAUAUGUUUCCUAUCAUUCCGUUACUACCUACUUGCAUGAAAAAUGCUGAGCAGCUUUUAUUGGCACCUUCACCAUUUGUUAUUGGAAUACCUUCAAGUUUCUUCCGAAUAAAAGGAAUGAGUUUUCAAGUACCUAAUGAUAUAUUAAUAGUAGAUUUGGACACAAACAAGAUGAGCGUUCCAUUGAGCAUGGAUGAAAUACCAUCUCUUCCUGAACCUGAAGGUACAAUACUAAAAGAUGAACUUAACCAGAUCCUAACUUUGAUGAACUACCUGAUAAUAUUAAAAAUGGUGAUCAUGACUUAGAUGAGCAUAAUGCUUGUAGUUGUUGUUCUUCGUUUGAAGAUUCCGAUAGCGAGGUUAUAGAUGUUUUUGGUAGUGAAGAUAACGCAUGUGAUGAAGCUUCUUUAAAUAGUAAUUUAAAUCAUAUUAAUAGCAAGAUUCAAGAAUUGUAUGAUACCUCUUAUUCAAAUGUUUUGACUGAACAGGAUGCAGAGGAAAUUAAAGAAAGAAUUAACACUAAUAGCGUGUUCUUAACUCCUGUGUACAGAGCUGAAGGAAAAGGUAAUAUCUAUACUGCUGAAUUGACAAAAAAUAAAGAUCAUUUACCAGAGUCUUUAAUAGUACCUAGAGCUAACAGCUUUGCAGCAUUUACAAGCAAUGAUAAAAAAUCAAUUGAGUUGGUAGGAAAAAUGGCUAUUGGUCGAUCAUUUAGUGCAGUCCUUGGAAGUUUAAAAUCAAAGUCAAGUCCGAAAUCAUCAGUUAGUGAGUCAAGUGUUGUAACAGCAUCAAGUAUGAAUUCUAGUCUAAAAGGAAAACCAGUCAAACUUUUUUCCCCGAGGAACUUAGAAGGAAGAAGAGAAUCUGAUAUAUCUGAGUCCAUAAAGAUUAUUGAGCCAAAUGACCAGAAGAUUUAUAGCAGUGAUAAUCAACAAUUUUUAACUGAAGUAGCGGGUUAUGUCAAGUCUGGAGAUGGUGUUGGUUGGCUGAGUACAAAAAGGUUAAGACGUAUUCUUGUUCAUGAGGGACUUCGUCAAUAUCUAAUAAAUCAACUUGAUCUUGAUGUUAAAGAUAAACAAGUUAUUUUAAAUGAUGUUCAUAUCUCUCGUAAUGUCUAUCGCGGCUAUUUAGAAUUGUUAAAGUUGAUUGUGGAAGGUUAUGAAAAUAGCAUGAUAAAGUGCGGUUUAGGUGGGCUUAGCUCUGUCUUUCAUUUUCUUGAAAUAGCACAUCGAUACUAUUGUGGUAAGCGCUAUCAUGAUGAUUCAACUCUAACUGAUGAACCUUCUACAACUGGAAAAAAAUCUGAAGGGUUGAGCAAUGGGAUUUUAAAAGACUCUGAAGACCACGAUAGUGAUCGUAGUCAGCAUUAUCAUAGAGAUCUUUCCUUUUUUUCUAAACCCAAAAUCAACAUUGAAAAAAAUAAUAACAAAAAAACUUCAUUACAAAAUCAUGGAUCUUUAACUCAGAAUGAUGGAUCUGAAACUCAGAAUGGUGCAUCUGAAACUCAGAAUGGUGCAUCUGAAACUCAGAAUGGUGCAUCUGAAACUCAGAAUGGUGCAUCUGAAACUCAGAAUGGUGCAUCUGAAACUCAGAAUUGUCAGAUUCAAAUCAAUUCUAUUCCGAUUGCAAAUGGGCUAAAAAAAAUUCAAUCCAAGUAUUUGGUGACCAAAAGUAAUACAAGUGGCGGUUUUCGAUAUAACUCUGGUGUAUGCGAGAAAUCUACUUUUGAAUUGGCUGGUAGAGGUGUAAAUGGGACAGGAAGACGCUAUUUAUUUGAAGGUUUAAAUCAUAAUCGGGCUACCAUCUUAUGGGAUAACAUGGAUUUUUGGGAAUAUUCAUUCCUAGAUUCAGUAGCAUCAGAACGUGAGGCAGCUGGUAUGGAUGUUAAUCAUCUAGAGUUGAUAAAUAGAUAUAAAUCAUUAAGUCCACAAGAAAAACACCUUCUAGAAGAAGAUGAAGAUAAUUUGCUUGCAGUUUUGCUGCACAAUAUGAUAGCUUUUAUGUUAUGUAUGGAUGUUUCGAAAAAGGAAAUUAAACGUAAAAUCCGACGCCUUCUUGGAAAGUCUCAUAUAGGUUUGUCUCAAACUCAUUGGAUAGACAAUCUCCUUGAUGAUAUAGAUAAACUGGAAGGAAAUGACAUUGACUUAAUGAUCCCUAAGAGUAGGUUACUGAAAAUACAAAUAUUUGUUGUUCACUUAGGAGAUAAUCAAAGUGGAACUAUGAUUUUCCUUGAGGUUCGCGAAGACAGCAUAGUAUUAAAAAGCACAAAUGGAAAUAUUGUUGAGCACUGGUGGUAUGAAAGUGUUGUUAAUAUGAGUUGCUCACCAAGAACAAAAGUUGUUUGUAUAUGGAUACGUGCUGAGGAAGAAACUGCUUUGCAUAAAAUUUGCACUAGAAAGUGUAAAAAGUUGUACAACUCAAUUAAAGAAAGUAUGCAAAAAGCAGCAGAUCGAUUAAAUAUUCGAGGAGUUGGUGUUAAUCUUGGUGGGAACUUUACAGUAGUGGACAAUGCCACUGGACAGCAGGGAAAAUUGAAAGUUUCUUUGGAAGGAGUGGACAUCAUUUUUGUGGACAAAAAGGUUUCCAUUGAAAUCUCAAAUUUAAAGAAUUGUUGUGCAAAAGAUAAGCUUCUAAAAGUGGAAGAAUUUCUUCCACUUGACCAGACCAUUCAUGAACAUAAGUUUUUUACUGCGCAGGCCAAUGAAAUCUGUUACGCAAUUCUCUGUUUGUUUUCGUAUGUUGCUGCUUCUAAACAUGCAUUAACUUCGGCCACCGGAAGUUUGGCGUCAGACAAUUAACCAAUAUCUUCGAGAAAACCUUUUUGAUUUGAUGUAUCUGUUUAGCGCACUUGUUGCCGUUAAUUUUAUUUAUUCCCUACAGAAAUGCCUUUAAAAGCUGAUUGGAAAUCCCAUGUGACGCUUUUUACAAUUAUUCAUUAGUUUUGUGUGCUCUUUAGGUCAGUCAUGACUGCUUAUUGUAUUGUUGGGCUACGUCACUAAUAAGUUGUGCAAAAGUUGGUUGUGUUUUUGAAAAGAAAGUUUUAAAGAAUAACGCUUUAGGAGCUUCCAAACCGAAACUUUUUUAACAUUAAAAACGUCUAUUAGUAUUACUAUUUCUUUUAAAUUGGUGGGCGACGUCACAAGUAAGUUGGCGCCUAGUUUUGCCUCAUUAAUUUUCUAAAAUUGUAAAAUAUGUUUUAUACUUUAUUUUUUAAAGCUUUUAUUGUUCUUAAAUAUAUUUUUUGCUUUUUUUUUUUUAAAGUAUAUAUUUUUUUCAUUUUUAGAAGUUUAAUUUUAUUUUCAUCUUCGUUACUUUUUUUUUUUUUUUUUUUUUACAGAUGUAACCGGUUGGUUUUUUUACAGAUGUAACCGGUGGUAUUCUAAUAAAUUGUUAUAUAAUAUGAUUUUAUAUAAAAAAAUUUAAAAUAAUGUAUAUAUUUACAAA
Molecule: messenger RNA, 4567 nt
Organism: Hydra vulgaris (swiftwater hydra)
Lineage: Eukaryota; Metazoa; Cnidaria; Hydrozoa; Anthoathecata; Hydridae
Source: RefSeq, a predicted model, not a curated record